Messenger RNA from Suncus etruscus (white-toothed pygmy shrew), 2343 nucleotides. It is a transcript of the gene PID1, whose product is annotated as phosphotyrosine interaction domain containing 1. The transcript has 3 exons. The coding region runs from base 49 to 702 and encodes 217 amino acids. The record is from RefSeq and is a predicted model, not a curated record. Gene Ontology annotation, biological process: regulation of cell population proliferation; regulation of mitochondrial membrane potential; regulation of reactive oxygen species metabolic process. Gene Ontology annotation, cellular component: cytoplasm. NCBI's taxonomy places the organism in Eukaryota, Metazoa, Chordata, Mammalia, Eulipotyphla, Soricidae.
CACCACAACCCGUUCGCCUGUGCCCAACCAAAACCCCAGGGCUGGAAGAUGUGGCAGCCGGCCACCGAGCGCCUGCAGCACUUUCAGACCAUGUUGAAGUCUAAGUUGAAUGUCCUAACACUGAAGAAAGAACCUCUUCCAGCUGUGAUCUUUCAUGAGCCUGAGGCCAUUGAGCUAUGUACCACCACGCCCCUCAUGAAGACUAGAACUCACAGUGGCUGCAAGGUUACUUACCUGGGUAAAGUCCCCACCACAGGCAUGCAGUUUUUGUCUGGCUGCACAGAAAAACCAGUCAUCGAGCUCUGGAAGAAGCAUACACUAGCCCGAGAAGAUGUCUUUCCAGCCAAUGCCCUCCUGGAAAUCCGACCAUUCCAAGUGUGGCUCCAUCACCUUGAUCACAAAGGUGAGGCCACAGUCCACAUGGAUACUUUCCAAGUGGCCCGCAUUGCAUACUGCACUGCUGAUCACCACGUGAGCCCCAACAUCUUUGCCUGGGUUUACAGGGAGAUCAACGAUGACCUGUCAUAUCAGAUGGACUGUCAUGCAGUAGAGUGUGAGAGCAAGCUCGAGGCUAAAAAGCUCGCCCAUGCAAUGAUGGAAGCCUUCAAGAAGACUUUCCACAGCAUGAAGAGUGAUGGCCGGAUCCACAGGAACAGCUCCUCUGAAGAAGUGUCCCAGGAGUUGGAAUCUGAUGAUGGCUGAAUGGACUGAGCUCCAGCAAACAUAGCAUUGGUCAAGGAAUUCAAGAAGCUAGAUGAAUAAGCAAAACAUCACAUUAGGAUGAAAAGACUGCCAAACUAUUGGAUGAUCACACUUUUAAAAUUCAAAUGAAAUGUAUUAUUCAAGUAAUUACAUUAUGUUGAAAUCUGCUCCUGCUGUGACUGUGAGGAAGGUUGGAGUAUGGAUGGGAAGGAGAAUUCUACAUUCCCCUCCUCUUAUUUUGUCCCUCAUUUCCCAUUGUCUCCCUGUAGGGCAGGAUGUCCAUGCCGAUUUUCACCUCUCAGGCAAAUACAUGGAUAUUGUUGUUUGCUGGACCAUUCCAAUUUGCCUUAUACCCAACAAGAAUAAUAGUGCACCUAUGGGAUCCCUAACCGUAGAGAAAGCUGACACUCAUGCUGAGGCCAGAGGGGUGAAGGAACAUGUUAGGCAGAUCCAGUGAUCUCCCCUUCAUGGCAUGUUCCAGAUACUCUCCUCAGUAAGCAAAUCAGCACAGCCUGUAUUAAGCUUUACCACUAACAGCCUGGUAGCUGGCAGUUAAUUCAGUUACAGAUGAUGCUUUUAUUUACACAAAUAUAUCAAGUAGUACCCUCUUAUCAUAUUCACACCAUCUAUUUUCUUAGGAUACCUGCAACUUCUAAUAAUAAAGCUUUCUUCCUCCAGUCAUUUCACUUUCUUUCUCUUUCCAACCCUGCCAACUUCCCUAUGUGAUGGGAAUCUCAACAUAUACUACAAAACACCAAAAGGGAAGAAGACAACCAGGUAUAUGAUGAAAUAAAAAAAUCAAACAGACUCAAAGUUUAAAACUCACCAUCAUUACUACCACUGCAUAAACCUUGGGAAAAAGGAACCAGUUUGUCAGCAAAUGAACAAAUUUCUAGCAGACUGUCUUUCUUUUCCUGCUGCUGAGUUAUUCUAAUUUUGUUUGAUGGUCCUAUCUGAUGAAUUCUUCCCAGCAGGCUACAUACGUGAUUUGCUAUUUCCCCAGCAAAGCCUGGCCCUCAUCACUCAGUAUUGCACUAGUGUAAGGAAUGAGUCAUACAAACUUCACUUGUCAAAAGCCUGUGUCUUUCUCCAUCUAAAAGAAAAUCUCAACUUGUUCUCUUUUAAUCAGUGGCAUCUUCCUGGCAAAAUUGCCAGGUGGUUUACUCUUUCUCAUGAGCAGUUGUCUUGAAGAAAACUGGAGCUUUCUCCUUUUUUGGUGAAACUUUUCAUGCCAUUGCAAUAAAGUCAACUUGGAAUGAAAUUGUAUUUGUGGAAACAUGUACAUUAAGACUAAAAACAGAUGGCCAGUUGACCAGGUACUCCUGAUUCUUUAUUCAAGUCCUUUUUUGAAUCCUGAUGAUGUUGGGGACACAGGCAUACCUGGGAAAAAGCCUUAAAGGAGAGAUAAGAGAAGGCAGCAUCAUUGGUUUUUGGGUCUGUGUAUCAGUGUGUCUGUGUAUGCAUUUGUGUGUGUCGUGAGCCCUCUGUUGGGUCCGGUUCUGAGGCAUGUAGAAUAAGCAUGGAGUCAUAUGGAAGACAACUUGCCUUUUGGAGAUAUGCUUGCUGCUUUACAAUAUAUGUAAACGAUUCUUUAGCAUAAAUGCAUCCAUUCUUUAAUAAAAUUAUGUUUGCAUUCAUAAA